AUGGAGUCCUCAAGCAACGCUGGUCUGCCCGGGUUGCUGGCAUCCACCACGACGAUGAGCCUGAACGUGUUCGACUACCUCGAGAGGCUGCCUCCAGACGCGCUUGACAAGCUCUACGGCGCGGCACCGCCGGCGGCGCAGGGGCAGGGCGGGAGAAGCCACGGGCAGUGGACGUGCAGGGCCCUCCUGCAGUCGCUGCCGCAGCUGGCCAAGCAGCACGUGAUGCGGCUGCUGUUCGUGGAAGGGCCUGUGGGCAAGGGGAUGCUCAAGUCUUGGGUGAAAAAGGAGUACCAGCGCGUCCACGCCGCGUCUGUCCGUAAGUUGGUCAGCCUGCGAGUUCUUUUGCCUAGCGCGGACGGGCAGGAGUACCAGUUGAACCCUCCGUUCAGGGAAAACCUGCAGCGAGCUCUCUGCGCGUCGGACAAGACACCGUGGCAGGGGGACGUGCCUCUUUCGGCGGAUAGGAGCCCGCCGACAGUAGCUAAGAUCGAGCGGCAGAUGCACUCGCAGUGGCAAGAUGUACUCUACUUCCUUGUGGGGUCCGACGAGGAGGGGAGGAGCACACCGCCUGCCAGGGUGGUCAAGUUUAUGGAAGAAAGCGGCCUCAUGAGACCCGUCAGAGGGGGGGGUGCUCUCCGCAUCACCGACAAAGGGCAAGAAGAGGCGUGGAAUUGUUCGCGUGGGGCGCGGGGGGGUAGCUUUUUGUGUUUGCGGGGAGGCGUGGGGCGCGGGGGGGCGAGGGUGCUCUCCACGUCAUCGAUGCUGGAGGGCGCUGUAUACCCUCGUCGAACUGGCCUGUACGAGUUCAUGCUCAAGGAAGCACACGUGCAGGCUUGGAUGGUCGUCCACGCUCUCAUCAACGGCUACGGCAGGACUCAGCCCGGCUGCCGCGACGAGCUGCUCGCCUUCCUCUUUCAGCUAAGCUACUGUAAGGUGGGAGACGCCUACCCGCUGGGAGCGCUCACCCAAACGCAGCGCGAUCUGGCCCAGGACUUCGUGGAGCUCGGGCUCCUCUUCAAGCGGAAGGCCAAGUCUACCCGGUUCUACCCCACAUCCAUCGCGGUCAAUCUCAUCUUCGGCUCCUCUCCCUCCGGGGACGCGGGGGGGGCAGGUGGUGGUGGCGCACAGCGGAAGCCGCAGCCUGCGGGAGGGCUCGGGGUGAGGUGGGGGCGGGGUGGGGGGGAGGGGGCGGGGGGUAUUCGGUUGCGUGCUUGUCUUGCCCGUUGA
Molecule: messenger RNA, 1227 nt
Organism: Ectocarpus sp. CCAP 1310/34
Lineage: Eukaryota; Phaeophyceae; Ectocarpales; Ectocarpaceae
Source: the annotation of a GenBank genome assembly